Talaromyces stipitatus ATCC 10500 is the source of this 571-nucleotide messenger RNA. Its product is annotated as putative mitochondrial 37S ribosomal protein SWS2. Gene Ontology annotation, molecular function: RNA binding; structural constituent of ribosome. NCBI's taxonomy places the organism in Eukaryota, Fungi, Ascomycota, Eurotiomycetes, Eurotiales, Trichocomaceae. The transcript has 4 exons. Gene Ontology annotation, cellular component: small ribosomal subunit; mitochondrion; ribosome. Gene Ontology annotation, biological process: translation. The record is from RefSeq and is a predicted model, not a curated record. Bases 76 to 435 code for a protein of 119 amino acids.
GCGGAUCAAAGAUAUCAAAAACUGGAGGAAUGGUUCAAUGCGAAUAAUCGGAUUCAUUUUGCGUGAACAAACAACAUGGUCUUCAUUCUGGGUGUAAACUUCCCUGAGCGGAACCUCGUCAAGAAAUCCCUCGAAACGUUCUUCGGCAUCGGCAACAAUGUCUCCUCCCGCCUCCUCGCCCGCUUCCACAUCCACCCAACCGCCAAAAUUGGCGAUUUACAGAACCAACAGGUCCUCGAUAUCACAGCUGCAUUGUCCGAAAUGAAGAUUGAGAAUGAUUUGCGACGACAGAUUCUGGACGAUAUCAAACGGUUGAGGGAUACGGGUACAUAUCGUGGUAGAAGGCAUGCGCUGGGUUUGCCGGUUAGAGGACAGAAUACUCGCAGUCAGAUCAAAACGGCGUACAAGCUCAAUUCCGCUGAGAGAAGGCUAUGAAUAUGAUCCCAGUUUUCGGGACAUUAUUUCAUGUAUGUACAGCACGGGAAAGGCGUUUAUUACUUUAAUCGACAUUUGUACAUUAGUUCAUAUAAGUACCUACUAGAAGGGAAAUACCUAUCAUACUUCUCAUAUC